CCGCCUCUAUUAAACCAAAAAUACACAAACAAAGAUACAAAAAUAAAACUGUAAUCAACCGUUCCACUCUCUCACUAAAACCCCUCUCUCUCCCCGGCGAUUUUCUCCAAGCAGAGUUUCUUUCUUCUUCUUUUUUUUCAUCAUCGUGAUCGCCAUUUCUGAUCUCUUCGAUCGCUUCGAAGCUUCUCUCGCUGCAGAUCCGAAGAUCUUCACUCUCCAUGUUCGUCAAAAAGCUAGUUGAGAAGGCUUCCAAGAAGCCUGGAGGAAAUUCUGAUGGUUUAAAAUCUGAAGACAUAGAUCCACGUCUGGUUUUCCAUUAUGGCCUCCCGUCAGGAUCCAUCUUGCUGUCUUAUGACUCCAUUCAGCAGAUUCUGGCCAUCCCUACAAAAGAUGGCCAAGUUAAAUUAUAUGGAAAAGAUUCCACUCAAGCUAUAUUGGAAUCUACCGAGACAGUACCAAGCAAGUUUUUGAAGUUUUUUGAGAACCAAGGCAUCCUUCUAAAUGUAAAUGCCAAUAACCACAUUGAGGUCUGGGACAUGGACAAGAAGCUUUUAUCUCAUGUACAUGUCUUUAAGGAAGAAAUCACCUCUUUCACAGUCAUGCAACUUAGUCUGUACAUGUAUGUUGGAGAUUAUGCCGGUAAUGUUUCAGUUUUGAAACUUGAUAAAGAAUCAUGUAAUAUAGUGCAAAUGAAAUACUGCAUCCCUCUUUCAGCAUCUCAUGGGAAUACAGCGGAAAUAGCAGGUGAUACUUCUGUUACACACAUACUGCCUCAACCAACAGCUGAAAGUAAGAGGGUCCUUAUAAUUUAUAGAGACGGCUUUAUUACAUUAUGGGAAAUUCAAGAAAGCAAAGCCAUUUUUACUACUGGUGGAACCAUGUUGCCAACAGCGUCUCAUGAGACAAAGAAAGUGACAGCGGCAUGUUGGGCAUGCCCCUUUGGAAGCAAAGUAGUUGUUGGAUACAGCAAUGGAGAGAUUUUCAUCUGGAGUGUUCCUCCUGCCUCAGCUUCUAAAACUGAACCACCACUAGAUAAAGACUUGUGUGUCACUCAAAGUGCACCCAUUUGUAAACUGAAUCUGGGAUAUAAAUUGGACAAAAUCCCUAUAGCAUCUCUAAAAUGGGCUUAUGCAGAUGGGAAAGCAAGUCGAUUGUAUGUUCUGGGCAUAUCGGAUAUUGUAUCUGCAAACUUGUUGCAGGUAGUUGUAUUGAAUGAGCAUACUGAAUCUCGUACAAUUAAGUUGGGGCUUCAUUUGCCGGAACCUUGUGUUGAUAUGGAAAUCAUUUCAAGCUCCAAUGAGAAAAGCAAGCAUAAACAAGAUGCUUUCCUUCUGCUUGGGAAAUCAGGUCAUGUUUAUGCCUAUGAUGAUUGUGCAAUUGAAAAAUAUUUAUUACAGUGCCAAUCUAGGAGCCCGCCAUCACUCCCAAAAGAGAUAAUGGUAAAGCUUCCAUUUGCUGAUUCAAGCAUCACUGUUGCAAAAUUCAUAACAGACAAUCCAUAUUCAUUAUGUUCAAGUGAUGAGGGCAAUAUUAUGCUGGAAAAACUUAUUCCACCACUAUUUCCAUUUGACAUGAGGCAGAAAGAUGCAACUCACUCAACGCACUUUAGUGGGUUUUCGAAGAGUAAGAACUUGUACAUAACUGGACACAAUAAUGGAGCCAUAAAAUUUUGGGACGCAUCAUGUCCGGUUAUGCUCCCUGUUGUAUCAAUAUUUCAACAGAGUGAGGAUGAUAUCUCUUUAAGUGGUGUACCGCUGACAGCAUUGUAUUUUGAUAGCAACUCACGGCUCCUUAUUUCUGGAGACCAAAGUGGGAUGAUUCGCAUUUUUAGGAUUAAACCUGAGUCAUUCAUGCCAGCGAGCAGUUUUAUGUCUCUACAAGGAAGUUUAAAGAAAGGAAGCAAUCACAUUGUCCAGAGUCUUAAACUUAUGAAAGUUAAUGGAGCUGUACUUUCUAUUGACAUACACUCCGGCUCAAGACAUCUUGCUGUUGGGUCUGAUCAAGGAUAUGUUUCAUUGAUUGAUAUGGAGGGGCCAAUUCUGUUAUAUCAGAAGCAUAUUGCAAGUGAACUUUGCACAGGAAUCAUUUCUCUGCAGUUUGAAACCUGCAGCAUCCAUGGUUUUCAGAAGAAUAUUUUAGUCGUGGCAACAAAGGAUUCAUCAGUUUUGGCUGUUGAGAGUGAUACAGGAAAUACUCUCAGCUCUGCCUUGGUCCAUCCUAAGAAACCCUCAAGAGCUUUAUACAUGCAGAUUUUGGAUGGGCAGGAUGCUUCAGGUAGAGGAUUGAAUAAAUUGGAGGGUCAAGAUUUGAGUAAAGGGAACUCUAUUGAUGAUGCAAUACCAAAGCAAUUAUCAGUAUUGCUAUGUUCUGAGAAAGCCACUUAUGUAUAUUCCUUAGUGCAUGUAGUCCAGGGCAUUAAGAAGGUUCUUUACAAAAAGAAGUUUAAUUCUUCUUCUUGUUGCUGGGCAUCAACAUUUUACACUUCUGAUGCUGCUGGCCUUAUACUUCUCUUCUCCAACGGAAAAAUUGAAAUAAGGUCCCUACCAGAACUGUCCCUUUUGAAGGAAACUUCGAUUAGGGGUCUCUCAUUAUCUACUCCAAAGCUAAAUUCAGUUUCUGAGAAUGCAGUAUGCUGUUCGUGGGAUGGAGAACUUAUAAUCGUGAAUGGUGAUCAGGAAAUGUUUGUUGUCUCAGUUUUGCUCCAAAAGAAGAUAUAUCGGCAUCUGGACUCUGUUUCCCAAGUUUACAAGAAAGAUCUUAUAGUUGCACAAGGAGUUAUUUCUGCACCUGUCAUCCAUAAAGAAAAGAAAAAGGGUAUAUUUAGCUUGACAGGAAGUAAACCAAAGCAUGUUCCUGAGGAAGAUACUCAAGGCGCAAGAGAAGAUAUUGAAGAACUCUCAACAAUCUUUUCAGUUGACAACUUUCCAUCUAUUGCUGAAAGCAGAGGAAACCUGGCCAUGGAUGAAAAUGAAGUCGACUUGGACAUAGACGACAUUGACAUUGACAUUGAAGAUCCAGCACAAAAACCAAAAGGACACCCAAUAAUGGCAGCACUAAACAAACAGAAAUUCACAAGCAAAUUCCAGGCAAUUAAAGGUAAACUGAAAGAGAUGAAGGUCAAAAAUGAAAAAGUGCUGUCAAAGGAAGAGCCACAAGAAGAGAAGGCUGGUGCAGUUGAUCAAAUUAAGAAAAAAUAUGGAUUUACUAUGUCUGGUGAUCCUAGUGCUGCAAAGAUGGCACAAAGCAAAUUGGGCGAAAAUGUGAAGAAGUUGCAGGGCAUUAGCCUCAGAACUACAGAGAUGCAGGAUACAGCCCGAUCGUUUUCUUCAAUGGCCAAAGAGGUCCUGCGAAUAGCCGAACAUGAUAAACGAAGCUCAUGAUCCCUACGGAAUGUAUAUAAUUAUUGGAAUGUAAUUACAUCUGUUUUGUGAUUAUUUUUUCUUUGAAUUUUUUUCAUGUACAUUUAUUUGGGAAGCAAAAACAGAUGCAGCAGUGUUUGGUAAAUUGGUUUUUGAGUGUUGUGAAUGCAUUUUUGUGUGGAUAAUUACUGUGAGAAUGUGUAUUUCUCUUUUUAAGUGGAAUUCCAGAGGACAAAUUUCAGUA
Messenger RNA from Camellia sinensis, 3603 nucleotides. It is a transcript of the gene DAW1, whose product is annotated as Transducin/WD40 repeat-like superfamily protein. Lineage: Eukaryota; Viridiplantae; Streptophyta; Magnoliopsida; Ericales; Theaceae. Gene Ontology annotation, molecular function: GTPase activator activity; syntaxin binding; myosin II binding. Gene Ontology annotation, cellular component: plasma membrane; cytoplasm. Gene Ontology annotation, biological process: Golgi to plasma membrane transport; exocytosis. The record is from RefSeq and is a predicted model, not a curated record.